AUGAUCAGAGGGCUACAGUAUGUUAAGGGGACCAGUAUAAAGAGCAGCCCAGCUCCCUGCUCUCCCAUCCAGUUCUCUCACCUCCUCCUCCUUGGGAACCAGGUGCAUCUCCUGCUCCCAGACAUGUCCUGCUACAACCAGUGCCUGCCAUGCAGGCCCUGUGGCCCGACUCCACUGGCCAGCAGCUGCAACGAGCCCUGUGUCAGGCAGUGCCAGAACUCCACCAUCGUCAUUGAGCCCUCUCCCGUGGUGGUGACCCUGCCCGGCCCCAUCCUCAGCUCCUUCCCGCAGAACACCGUUGUGGGAUCCUCCACCUCUGCUGCUGUUGGCCGCAUCCUCAGCUGUGAUGGAGUCCCCAUCACCUCCGGCUGCUGCGACCUCUCGGGCAUUUCCAGCCGCUACUGUGGCAGAAGGUGCCUGCCGUGCUAAAGAAGCCAGUGGCCAUGGCCCUGGGCUUCUUCUCUCCGGGAUUACGAACAUGGUGCUGCACAAAGGAGGAAUCUUCAGGCCAUUCCUUUCAGAAUGUCUGACCUUUCUCAGCUCCUCUGGCACAUGCUGGCAGGAAGGGGCCAGCCUGCACUUUCUGAAAAUAUGGCCCAUGCCUCUCCUUCCAUCCCUCCACCUACCUCCUUCUCUCCCUUUUCUUUGUGCUCUUCUUCUCAGAAGACGGGUCUCAGCUCAGAGUGACCUUUUCCUCUGUACACUCAUUAAAGAUGUUUGCAUC
Messenger RNA from Cygnus olor (mute swan), 724 nucleotides. RefSeq names its product feather keratin Cos2-3-like. Gene Ontology annotation, molecular function: structural constituent of cytoskeleton. The record is from RefSeq and is a predicted model, not a curated record. Gene Ontology annotation, cellular component: intermediate filament. The coding region runs from base 1 to 429 and encodes 142 amino acids. NCBI's taxonomy places the organism in Eukaryota, Metazoa, Chordata, Aves, Anseriformes, Anatidae. The transcript is spliced from 3 exons.